AUGAUGGCAGAUAAAGCUUUGGUGAGGAGGCUUUCUGCCUGCGAGACAGUGGGAUCAGCCACAACUAUUUGCAGUGAUAAGACUGGAACAUUGACAAUGAAUCAGAUGAGUGUUGUUGGAAUGUGUGUUGCACAGAACAUUAAUGGAAGUGUUUUUGUACCUGAGAAUGGCAAUGGUGUUGAGGUUUCUGGAUCACCAACAGAAAAGGCAAUUUUACAUUGGGGAUUUCAGCUUGGGAUGGAUUUUGAGGCUGUUAGAUCAAAAUCAUCAAUCAUACAUGUCUUUCCGUUCAACUCAGACAAAAAGAGAGGCGGAGUAGCAUUACAAACGUUAACACCUUCUCUGCAGCCCGACGCUGAAAUCCAUAUACAUUGGAAAGGUGCUGCUGAGAUAAUCCUUGCCUGUUGUACUCGGUAUUUUGACACAAAUGAUCAGUUGAUGACAGUUUUGAGAAAUGUCAUAGAAGAUAUGGUUGUUGAUAGUCUACGUUGUGUUGCCGUUGCAUAUAGACUAUUAGAUGAAACAGAUAACAUUAUAACCGGCAAAGAAGAACUCGCUCGGUGGUCAUUACCAGAGAACGGUCUUGUUUUACUAGCUAUCGUUGGUUUGAAGGAUCCUUGUCGACCUGGCGUCAAAGAUGCAGUGCAUCUUUGCCAAAAAGCUGGAGUUAAGGUAAAAAAGGUCACUGGUGACAAUGUUAAAACUGCAAAAGCAAUUGCUGUGGAAUGUGGAAUACUUGAUUCAUUGGCUGAUGCUACAGAGCCAAGCAUCAUAGAAGGAAAAACGGAAAAACAUUUCGAGCCUUGUCAGACAAAGAGAGACAAGAAAUUGUUGAAGAGAUAUCGGUUAUGGGAUGGUCGUCUCCUAAUGACAAAGAGCUCUGAUAUCAUUAUUUUGGAUGACAAUUUUGCUUCUGUUGUGAAGGUUGUUAAAUGGGAGCGAUCUGUGUAUGCAAAUAUUCAGAAAUUUAUCCAGUUUCAGCUUACAAUCAAUAUAGCAGCUCUUGUUAUAAAUGUCAUUGCUUCAUUUUCCACUGGCGAUGUCCCACUAAAUACAGUACAGCUUCUUUGGAUCACCUUAUGGAUCAGCUUUGGUAGAAGAGAUCCUCUUGUAACAAAUAUUAUGUGGAGGAAUCUGCUUAUUCAGGCAAUGUACCAGGUUUCUGUCUUGCUUAUACUCAAUUUCGAAGGCAGGAACAUACUGAGUCUGAGGCACGAGAUCAGCGCAUAUGCAGUCAAAGUGAAGAACACUAUAAUAUUCAAUGCAUUCGUUCGAUGUCUAGUAUUUAAUGAAUUUAACGCAGGAAAGCCAGAUGAAUAA
Vicia faba (fava bean) is the source of this 1320-nucleotide messenger RNA. The record is from the annotation of a GenBank genome assembly. Lineage: Eukaryota; Viridiplantae; Streptophyta; Magnoliopsida; Fabales; Fabaceae.